UGGGCGGCGGGUGGUCCGGGGCCGGGAGCGGCUCCCGCUCCCCAGGCCCUCGGGAGUCCCUGGGAAGAAGUUGAAGUGCCGGGGCCUCGUGGGCCCUGCGUGCGGCGUGCUGGGUCCGCGGGUCUCCAUCCAGGAGUCCCCACGUGGGUCCCGGAGGACCGCGCCGCAGAAGCCCGGGGGACUCGGUGUCCCUUCCCCGCCGGGGCUGGGCGCCGCCGGGAAACUCCUUUGCGAAGUUCCUAGGCAGCUUUCCGUAGUGCCCAGGGGCUAGCCCCGGGCCCCGGGGACAUUCGUAGACGCCUAGCUUUGUGUCCUCUUAGUAUCCCCUAGACAUUUGGCUGUGAGCAGACCACUCCCCAAAACAGACGCGAGGUCGGGGGGCGGGGGUCAGGAGAGCUAAGGCCCCCUGGGACAGUUGGGGUCUGAGUUGGUUAUGGUCGCUGUGUACCAAACGUACCACCCAUGUUGGCACUUCCAACCUGGGGGGUCUUGUGUUGAAAUGUUGAGCCCAGAAUUCCAAAAAUCCCCUAAGGGACCUCGAAAAGCCUUGGCCAUGUGGUUUAAACUUCUUGGACACUGCUCUUUGGGGUUUGGAAAAGGUUGAGAUUUAGGGUGCCAGGUUGGGAGAGUUGAAACGCUCCCACGUGGGUGCAGAGCCCCCCAAAGCACGCAGCCACUGUUUCACCUCAAAUGGUUUCAUUCCCCCCCCGCACCCCCUACCCCGAGUGACAGGCUUUGUUGGCAGGUAGGAUUUUUGUCUCCAGUCUCUUUGGCCAGUGUCUAGGGUGGAAGGGCAGUGGGUUGCAUUGCCAGGCUGUGGGAAGCCAGAGACAGCCUGAUCUGGGAGAGCUGCCCCGGGGUCUUCAGCUGGGACCUUUUGGGGUUGUGGGUCCCAGCGGCAGGCAGCCCCCGGGACUUUGAAGCCCUGUUCUGGGCUUGCUGGCACCUGUAGUCAGCUCAAGUUCCUUUUCUAAUGGGGCAUGGCAGGAGGCGUACCGGGGUCUCCAGGUGGCCGGCAUUUUGGUGGGGGCCCGCCCGCCUGCCGGUAUUACUUCGCAGAAAGCCCUGCUCUCCCCUGCCAUCUGCAUCCAAGAUGGACUCUCACAGUGGCUCCUCCGCCUUCCCUGUCAUCAUCCCUCACGCCCUCCAGCCCUGCCUCCUGCUCACUGAGUUGCCAAGCUGCGGCCUGGCCGGCGGUGGCAGUGGCGGAGUUAGACAAAGCCCCCGCCUCCCCCGCCCGAGAGCGUCCCCCCCCACCCCCGGCGCCCCAAGUGGCGGGAAGGCCGCCAGCUCCCCAGGCCCAGGCCGCUCUUUGUCUGGCGUGGGGGCGGGGAGCUGCGCCUGGCCCCAGGAGCUUCCUGGCCUCUGCCAAGCCCUCCCGGCUCUCUGCACACUGCGCUCAUUGUCUGAGAUGCUCCACACGGCUGUGCUGACGUGGAGCCGCCUCCCUGGCCUCCCUCAGCCCAGGAAGUGUCCACUCGCCUUCUACUAGUAUGGCGACAUCCUCCCAGUAUCGCCAGCUGCUGAGUGACUAUGGGCCACCAUCACUAGGCUACACCCAGGGAACUGGAAAUAGCCAGGUGCCUCAAAGUAAAUACGCAGAGCUGCUGGCCAUCAUUGAAGAGUUGGGGAAAGAGAUCAGACCCACAUACGCAGGGAGCAAGAGCGCCAUGGAGAGACUAAAACGAGGCAUCAUUCAUGCCCGAAGCCUGGUUCGGGAGUGCUUGGCUGAAACGGAACGUAAUGCCAGGUCCUAGCCCCUGGCCAGUUUGAAGGCCCAUCUCGCCACCCUGUGGAGAUGAGAGGCUUUGUUCAAAAUGGCGGUGGUUUUCCUGCCAUGGUCAUUAAGCUCUGAACCCACAUCCAGAAGACUGGGAAGACAUUUUGCAGUUACUGACGGUGUGCAUUCUAAGUAGUUAGAAAACAUCCAGCUCUUUUUUUCUUCCCAAGCAUUGAUUUGAAAGAUGUUUGUGAAGCCACUUCACAGCAAGCUAUUGUUUGCCCCCAAAUACCAGUGUCCCCUUUAAAAUCUCCCUUUGGAUACACUUGCCAUUCGCCUCACCCCAGGUGACUUCCUUUCCAUGAGCUCACCUGCCUCUGCGGACUUGAGUGCAGAGCACAGCACAUCUGCUUAGUAAGCUGGCCUGCCUGUGGACAGUGUAGACCCUGCUUCACAGAGCUGCUCUGCUUAAGCCUUUGCAUGACCGAGUGCUUUGAAGUCAAUCUUAAACAUGCACAAGUUAUAAAUACAGAAGAAAGAGCAAUCUACCCAACCUGCCACGCGCCCUGCAAAUGUCCAUCCUGAGACUGUGGAUCUCAGUUCCGUGUUGACUGUGAGACGUCACAACAUCUGGAAGAAAACGACUGCAACUGUUGCAUCUUUGUAUUUAUUACUUGAUGUAAUAAAGCUUAUUUUCAUUAACA
Messenger RNA from Microtus ochrogaster (prairie vole), 2424 nucleotides. RefSeq names its product cyclin dependent kinase 2 associated protein 1 (gene Cdk2ap1). NCBI's taxonomy places the organism in Eukaryota, Metazoa, Chordata, Mammalia, Rodentia, Cricetidae. The record is from RefSeq and is a predicted model, not a curated record. Gene Ontology annotation, cellular component: nucleus; cytoplasm.